AUGCCGAAGGUAACGACACAGAGGGUUCUGGGCCCAUUCGUUUGCAGCGUGCCGGAAUGCGGAAAGACGUUCAUUCGUCAGCAUGACCUAACCCGUCAUGCGCGCGCAUCCAUAACCCGAACGCCGAAUAACCUCAAGACGCACUUCAUCGGAAGACAUGUAAAUCCGAAGGCGUAUGCCUGUAGGUUCAACGAUUGCGGUAGAACUUAUACCGACGACUCUUCUCUCAUAAAGCAUGAGAAGAAGUGUCACAAGUUCUAUCGAAGGGCGCAGAAGCCCUAUGUGCGUCCUCCGACGCCGACGUUGCGACUACAAGUGCACGCCAGCAUGUUCGUGCAAGGUACCUCCAAAAGUCAGGAACCUUCUCCAACUACGUCCUCUGGCGAUGAGCAAUUCAACUUCGAACAAUACUUGGAUGAGAUCUUAGGUCUUUGCAAGCCAUCUGAAGCUUCUAGUACCGGCCAUGCCUCCUCUGGUUUCUCAGAGUCUCAAAGACAUAGACACCUAGACAAUGAACGAUCAGAGGCUACCAGUGCGCAAAAAGUCAACGCUCUUAAUGCAUCUGUUUCUACUUGCCAGGAUCCCCUCUUGGAUCAAGUCUCCGAGCUAUUCAGUGUACAAGUACCCUUUCCAUGGCAGCAAGGACUUGGAGAGGUAGAUCUCGGUGUUGAGACAUGGAACACGUUUUUAAUAGAGUAA
Fomitiporia mediterranea MF3/22 is the source of this 699-nucleotide messenger RNA. RefSeq lists its product as uncharacterized. Bases 1 to 699 code for a protein of 232 amino acids. The transcript has 3 exons. The record is from RefSeq and is a predicted model, not a curated record. Gene Ontology annotation, cellular component: nucleus. NCBI's taxonomy places the organism in Eukaryota, Fungi, Basidiomycota, Agaricomycetes, Hymenochaetales, Hymenochaetaceae. Gene Ontology annotation, biological process: regulation of transcription by RNA polymerase II.